This is a messenger RNA of Penicillium roqueforti, 1743 nucleotides long. RefSeq lists its product as uncharacterized. Lineage: Eukaryota; Fungi; Ascomycota; Eurotiomycetes; Eurotiales; Aspergillaceae. The record is from RefSeq and is a predicted model, not a curated record. The transcript has a single exon. The coding region runs from base 1 to 1743 and encodes 580 amino acids.
AUGGUCGGUUUUGACGAAGAAAUGCUGGACUCUUGGGGUCCAGCAGUUUGGGGAGUCAUCUUCGACCGAUUGCAAAGCGGAAAUGUCAAAGGUGGUACGCUUCAGGUUGCCUGGCCAAGCAACGUCGACAGGAAAACAGCAGCCCAGCAAAUCCAAUGGGCCACCAAGUUGCCUCUCGCCCACCUCCCUCAAAAGGCACUCGAUAUAAUAUUUGACAAAAUGGUUGGUUUCUCAGUGGGGGUUCGAUAUAUGGAAGAAAAGAAGAUCCACGCUAUGCAUGGACUCCUAAAACACAACGGACCACUCAAAGCGAGUGUGGAAAAAUGGUUCAGAUGGCCGGGGACCGUCGAAAAAUGGAGGGGUUUGAUCCGGUCUUACAAGAGUUACGAAGAUGCAAUGGGACACUUGUCGGAUUGCACUACGUUCCCAAGAGAAACCGAUAAUCAUCCAUUCAAGACCCACCCUGCAUACAAUGCCGCAAUGCAAUGCUCUUCCUGCUUGGAGUUCCUGGUUCAUUUCGGGAUCGUCACGCCCAAUGGCUAUGACUUAUCAGGAAGAAGCUGGAUCGAGGCAGGAUUGAAUAGUCCUAAUAUGGAUCUGCUCACCUACCUUGUCAGCAAUGCAGAUCCUCAGCAUCUGAUCAAACCCAGAGAUAUCAGAGAAACCCACGAAAACCACAUCCUUCUCUCACUCGUCGGUGUCGGCGCAUUUUCUCAAUUCGUGAUUGCCCUGAACAGGCUACGCCAGGCAAAACUCGUGCCCGUCGACGAACUCCGCAAAAUCUUCCACGAAGCAGCGAUGCAUGAGUUCUGCGCUGUCGCCCCCGUCGCCGUGGCAGAAGCACUCUACCAACACGGAAUCAACAUCGGCAACGUCGAGCACCAGUACCACGAACUCGGCGGACAGCUAGAAUCCUCCUGGCACAUCGCCGCAGCCUUCAACCCAGCCGGAGCUGAGUUCAUGGCCUGGCUCGAAAAAUUCUCCAUGCUCAACGCCGAGGUCCGAAACUCAGAAAACAUGAACCCGUUAAUGUACGCCGCGUGCUUCGACGAGCCAGCCUCAAUCGAUUGGCUCUGCCAGAAAUGCGAUCCCAUGCAGCCCAGAUUAACCGGAGGCGCGCAGGGGUACGCCUUGAUCUGCGCAGCUCGAAGCUCACACCUCCACAGCGGCGAGAUAUUCUCUAUCAUCAUCUCCCACCUACCCGAUAAGCUAUUCACCAAUGAAUACGGCAAAAUCUUCGGCACAGAGAUCGCCGAAGGACUAGCAUCACACAAGCGCAAGCUCGCCGACGGCCGAGUCCGCGACCCCACGCAGAACGUGAUGGAGCUGCUCGCCGUGCGCAAGAUGCAAGCGCUCGUCCGCCGUCUGUCUAAUCACUGGACUGGGAGUCAAUGGCAUUUGGCUCUGGAUGCAUUCAUACGCGAUAAUGAUCUGGGGAUCCUCAGGCACAGUAUCGGUACAGGCACGCGUCUGCUUCGGAGCAGCUCGCGGGAUGGCUCGCGCAACCGCCGUAAUGUACGCUAUCCCAAGAGCCCUCAGCUAAGCAGUAUUUCGGAACAUGAGGUGUUGCCGAGGGAGAAUGGUAAUGGGUCGGAUCCUGCUCUCGCGGAUGCUAUUAGGAGGAAUAGGCCUAGUCGUGUUACUGCUCGCAGUGGCGGCAGACAGACUCUUGGUCCUAUCAGGGAUUCUAGCAAUAUGGUCACUAAGAAUGUGGGUAGGAUGGGAUCGAAUCGCCGAAUUUGA